Molecule: messenger RNA, 396 nt
Organism: Prunus armeniaca (apricot)
Lineage: Eukaryota; Viridiplantae; Streptophyta; Magnoliopsida; Rosales; Rosaceae
Source: the annotation of a GenBank genome assembly
AUGGCAAACCUAACUCUUUUUACCAGCCUCUUGAAAUUUGGCCAUGUUGCAAGGAACGCCACUUCAACAACUCCUAGGAUUUUUUUGGCUACUUCCCCAAGAUGUAUUCAAGCAAGUUCAUCACAGCAAGACGCAGCUUCAGUAGCCAAUGAAGCUAGGAAUGCUGCUGAAAAUGUAACCCAGACGACCAAAGACAUGGCUGGCAAGGUGUCUGCAACAGCACAAGAUGUGUCUGAGAAGGCAAAGCAGACAGCGCAAGAUGCAUGGAGCCAAGCUAAGGGCACAGCCCAGAAGGCCGCAGACACGGUAGUGGGCAAGACCGAAGAAUCGAAAGAGUUCGUUAAAGAGAACGCAGAGCAGGUCAAGAAGAGCAUGAAUACCAAGAACAAGAACUGA